This is a messenger RNA of Grus americana (Whooping crane), 2173 nucleotides long. RefSeq lists its product as uncharacterized. The transcript has 10 exons. Gene Ontology annotation, cellular component: nucleus. NCBI's taxonomy places the organism in Eukaryota, Metazoa, Chordata, Aves, Gruiformes, Gruidae. The record is from RefSeq and is a predicted model, not a curated record.
CAAUCGAUUGUGUUUUCCCUUUUCUGCCUUUUCCUCUCAGGAAGAUCAGGUGAUGAAGAGACACACACCUUUUCAACAGAGACGGUUAGCAGAUGGGCUGUCAGUGUCCUUCUACUGCAUUUGCCUUGUCACCACAGACUCAACCAAGAACCGUUUGUUCUUCUUCACGAGCUGCACUCAGAAGGGCCUGCUGACCACGGAAGAGAGGUGGCCGUGCCACGCCAGACAGAUGUGCCUCCUGAAAGACCCCUGCUGUGCUCUCCACCGUGGCAGAGCCAGGAGGAGCCACGGCCAGCAAGCAGAAGGAGGAGAGACGUGGCUGGAGGCGAUGGACAUCCAGCUUCCCAGCUGGGUUCCGGGGUUGACGCGCAGGGAGAUGGCAUGGGUACGUCAUGUACAUCACCACUCCCUUCUCCUGAGACCCCACCUGGAGCACUGCAUCCAGCUCCGGGGUCCCCAGCGCAAGAAAGACAUGGACCUGUUAGAGCAGGUCCAGCGGAGGAUCCCAGGGCUGGAACAGCUCUCCUGUGCAGAAACGCUGAGAGAGUUGCGGGUGUUCAGCCUAGAGAGGAGAAGGCUCCAGGGAGACCUUACUGCGGCCUUUCGCAAACGCAAGACAAUAUCUUUAUGUUCCUCUGCGGACAUGGACUGCUGUCAGGACCCGCUCUGCGGGACAGCCAGCAGCUCUGGGCUCGUGACAGUAGUGCAGCUGCGAAAGGUGCAGGUUGUGUUACGACUGCUGGUUGGCAGAGGAGUGUGCAGAGGAGAAACCCCGGCACUGCUGCGGCAGAGCCUCUCCAAGCACUUGCUGUCCAUGCGCACUGCGUUCGCGAUGAAGCAGCAGGACCCCGACUCGAGGGAGCAAGGGGGGCUGCUCUGCUCUUUCCAGCGCUGCUUCGUUUGCGGCGAGACGGGCGCCACCAUCACCUGCCAGCACAAGGGAUGCAACCGCAGCUUCCAUCUCCCUUGCGCCUCAGAGGGUGAAUGUGUCACCCAGUUCUUCGGGCUGUACAGGUCCUUCUGCUGGGAGCACCGCCCAGAGCAGGCAGUGCAGGCCGCUCCAGAGCACAACACCACCUGCAUCAUCUGCCUGGGCCUCGUGGAGGACAAAAAGUCCUACCACACCAUGGUGUGCCCAGCAUGCCAACACGCCUGGUUCCACCGGACCUGCAUCCAGAAGCAGGCUAUCCAUGCCGGCGUCUGCUUCCGCUGCUUGCGUUGCCAAAGCAAAGAUGAGUUCGUGAUGGAAAUGCUCACCAUGGGGAUUCGAAUCUCCAAGAGACAACCGUCACGGGAGAGCGACCAGGCAUUUGGACUGGUGUAUCAGAGGCACAUCCGCUGCAAUGCCAGCAAGUGCCUUUGUCUGGGAGGCAGGGAGCAGGCAGAGGAAGAGGGGUCCUGGCAGAUGCUCCUGUGUAGCUCCUGCGCAGCCAAAGGCAUCCACAGGCGCUGCUCCUACCUGAGGAACAGCGCAACCACCUGGCAGUGUGACUGCUGUGCUGGCCUGGGCCCUGGUAAGAGGCAAAGCACCCGGGUGUCCCCCGCGCUGGGGCCAGGGGCCAGGCUAGGCCUGGUAGCAGGGACUUAGGUUGGGCUUGGCUUCAGGAGGGCUGUGGGCACCACGAUGGCCUCUCCUGCCCCGGGACUGGGUGCCAGUGACAAGUCAGAGCUUGCCAGCAUCAGAACCGCCAGCCAGGCGGCAUCGGGGCUGUCCCAUGGCUCCCUGGUGCCUGAGAGCAGCAGGCCCAGCACCAUCACCUACACACCACCGGGGCCAUCCCGCAGCUCCCCAGGGCCUGAAAGCAGCAGCCGCUCCAGCCACCUUGGGCCAGACCGCAUCCGGCACCGCUCGCAGUUACAACGUCGGGCGCAAAAGCCAUACAGCCGGCCUGGCAAACCCCGUGGGACCAGCCAUGUGCCAGCUCCAAGUGUCGAGCCGAGCAGCCCCAGCACUGCCUGGCAGAUGGCGCUGGGGCUGUUCCUCGGUUUGCUGGCGCUCCAGAGGAGCAGCUCCACCUCUGCCAGCCAGGCAGCGUCGGGGCUGUCCCGUGGCGCUCUGGUGCUCGAGAGCAGCAGCCGCUCCAGCCACCCUGGGCCAGACCGCAUCCGACACCGCUCGCGGUUACAACAUCGGGCGCAAAAACCAUACAGCCGGCCUGGAAGAUGCUGCUGA